Messenger RNA from Rubroshorea leprosula, 679 nucleotides. Lineage: Eukaryota; Viridiplantae; Streptophyta; Magnoliopsida; Malvales; Dipterocarpaceae. The record is from the annotation of a GenBank genome assembly.
UCUUCACAGAUGGCGGGAAGAACGUUGGAUUAAAAUUGAAAUUGCGCCUUCAGACGAUUUGCAAGAGGGAGGGAUACCUUCCUGCAGAAUGGGUUACGAAAUCUACCUUGGACAACUCCAAGGACUUAAAACACAACCUGAAGAAAUUGAAGAACUUGAAAUUGGAAAGAAGCAUGAAAGCCACAUAAGAAUUAAUUUGUCUACUAGAAUGAUGAAAAACAACCUACUUCUAAUGGAAUCUGUGCUGGAAUACGAAAUCUGUGCUGAAAACCGAAAUCUGGAAGCAUGUGCAGAGAAAAUCAAAGUACGAAAAUUUGCUGAUGUUUGAGUAGGGCUGGCCGUAUGUUCCUCUUGCAAAAGUUCCCUUUUUGUUCUUCUUGUGCCAGCAGUUACUCAACCAUGGAUAGUUUGUUGAAGUAGUGGGACACCUCACAUUUUGACCUAGUCUAAUUUCCUUUCAGAUUUCGCCACCUGUGCUUUAUCAGAUAAAAUCCCCUUUUUAAUCCUCUCCUAGUUUCCAGCUGCCAUUAUCUCUUCUGUUUCAAGAAGAUAAUUACUCCAUAAAACAUUAUCUUUACCUCUCCUGUCUUGCCAACACAUGUGCUGAUCUGUCAUGGAGCUCAAAAUCUGAAUCUGACAUGGCUCAAACUCCUCCAGCCAAUAAAAAUUUUACACGUGA